AUGGCCGGAGCAGCUGAAGCUGCAGUCCGAAUCGUCGAACUGUUAGCGCCCGUGUAUGCGGAUGUGUAUCAACUCUCGACUACUAACGCAGUGGGCGUCCCCGUGUCACUCCAACGCACGGCAAACGAUUGUCUCCAACUCGCAUUCGUCCGUCCGAAUAUCCGCAAGACGGUGACGUGCGUCAACGUCGCCAGUGGCUGCCACUGCGACUUUUUGCGCUUUUUACGGUCGCUAUUGGUGCUCAUAGAGCGACAAAUCAUUGAGGUAGACGCCAUGUACGUCGUAGCCUCCCGAUCCACUGACCUUUUGCCUGUAGCGACACUUCAAUUGCACGUGCGAGUGCAUCAGGAAGCAAAGCUUGGCACAUCGCUCAAAGAUUUUGACUUUGUAUUGUGUCAUCUCCAAGCGACAAUGCUGUCAAUUGUAUUGGAUAACCAGAAGGCAAAGAAAGAGGCAAUAAACUCUGCUUUGGAAGAUGCCAGGAACAACUCGUCGUGUCAUGUUAUCGGUUGUCGAUUACACCCUUGGAACAAUGCCAAACCAAUGAUGCAACCCAAGCAAAAGCUUCAUUUACCUGAUGUGUUUAAUAGCUUGACGAGUCAAAUGCAAGUGGGUCAGAUGGAAAUUCGUGACGACUUCACGUACUUGGCUCGAAUGACGCACUCCAAGAAACAGAUCUUUAUGACCGAUCUACCUGCAAAUGUGCUGCAGAAUAUCUUGUGUCUAAUGAAUGCACGGGAUCUUUCUUCGCUAUGUGGCGUGUGCUCACUGUUCCAGCACAUGGCAUACGAAGUGGUACCUGGUCUGAACCUUGUACUAUAUGAGCACCAACGGAGAGGAUUAAAGUGGAUGCUGCGCCGUGAAACUCCGUCACUGACGUCCAUUCCUCAGCCACAUCCGUUCAUUCUAUCGUCGGAGUCGGAAAGUGAGUCGGCGGUAGCUAUAGAUUUGAUCCAGAACCGAGUCAUCACACAUCCCCACGUAACGGCAAGUGACGCGUGUGGAGGCAUGUUUUGUGAUGAGCCAGGUCUUGGUAAAACCAUUACAAUGUUGGCAUUAAUUCUGCGAACAAAAGGACAAACGACGGACAACACGCCAGUUAAUACGUCUGACCCCGGCAGAGACAUGACUCGGUCAGCGUUACGGUCGUGUGGAUCCCGAGGUCGCUGCGUGAAUGUUGAGGACGUAGUGUCCUCUGGCGCCUCAUUACUGGUUGUGCCCGAUCCGCUGGUAGAACACUGGAAGUAUCAAGUCGAAACUCACGUCGCACCAGGCGCUUUACGUGUAUUUGUUGACCCUGGUGUCGAACACGCGUUACCGUACAAUACGGAUCUUGCUCAGUACGAUGUUGUCAUCACCUCGUUUACUAGAUUGGCGCGCGAAUGGAGAAUCAAUCGACCAACUUCAGCUUUAGAGGAGCGUAUGCCCGAACGUUAUGGCUUCGAAGGUCCACAAAGGUAUGCCGACGGAACUCUUCGCGGAAAAGUGUCAUCUCUUCUUACGGUUCAUUGGGUGCGAGUAAUUGUUGAUGAGGGUCACAAACUGGGCGGCCAGACUCCAUCAGAUUUGAUGCAGUUGGCCCGAUUGCUGUGUGCUAGAAGGCGCUGGGUAAUGACCGGAACACCCACGCCAAACACCCUCCAAUCUGCCGAUCUCCGCUAUAUGCAUGGACUUCUAGUGUUUCUGCGUAAUCUACCUUACGGGAGUCCAGACGGACAUGCGUGGAUGAAGGCGAUUGCUCGUCCGUUUAUAGGGAAUGAAAUUGUCGGGUUUUAUCGCCUGCAACACCUCCUCAGCCGAAUCAUGAUGCGGCAUACAAAAGAGUCAAUUCGUGAGAUAUUGCCCGAACCGAUCCGACGCACCGUGUAUAUUGACCCUACACCAAGCGAGUAUGCGCAAUACAAUGGUGUUGCCGCGGCAGUUCGUGCUAACUUGGUCAUUACGAAUAUGGAUCCCAAAACUCCUGGUUGUCAGCAUCCGGAUAGCCUUUUGAAUCCAAUUAAUCGGAAAGAGGCGUCGCGUGUCGUCUGUAAUCUUCGGUCAGCAUGUUGCGGCGGAUCUGCUAUGAAGAUUUCACUGGCCGAGGCGUCUCGAUUGGAUACGAUUAAUAUGCUAAGCGCACUCGGAGUUGAUGGCUAUGAUAUGGCGGUCGUGCUGGAAUACCUUCGUAAAGUUCAACUGCAAGGGGUUGUCACUAAGUGUGAGUGCUGCAAGCGCAAACUUCAAUUGCUAAUGAUUAUCCCGUGUGGGCAUUUGUGCUGUGCCGACUGUGUGGAAGAUCGGAUACGAAGAGUUGGCCCCAUUUGUUUUCAAUGCAAUGUAGUUUUCGACCGAGAAACCUUCCAACGGCUUCAGCCUGGGUUUGAAUUUGAAAUGGUGGAAGAAGAUGUGUCGUUGGAGAACAACAAUUCCAACCCGAACCAAAAUAAUCGUCAUGGGAGGCGCGUCAAUCAGAUCCAGCAGCUUGUCAAUCAAGACCAGCGGCGUGACAGGGAAGGACAGGAGCCCCGACGACAUGGUAGGGGAAACCGACGUGGUCACGAGGCGAAUGGUCAAAAUGGUCACCGAGAGCCUCGGCGCGCGCUGGAUCUUACUCGUGAUAUUCAUUUCAUCGACGCUAGCAAAGCAUUUUACGCGGCCACUAGAAUUAAAGAGCUGAAGAAGGAGUUUUUACUUGGCACCGUUACUCCAAGUGGACGAUCUUCGCGACGUCAAGCGCGCUAUCUCAAGGCGAUCAUCUUUUCACAGUUCAAAGAGCAUAUUUGGCACACAAAGGUUGCAUUUGCUCAACAGGGUGUGCCCACAGCUGAUUUCAUUGCUGGACUUACCCCAAAAAUGCGAAUGAAGCAACUAAUGCGCUUUCGCAAGGACCCUAAUGUGAAUGUUCUUCUGCUAACGGAGGUCGGAUCACACGGCUUGGACCUCUCCUUUGUUACGCACAUCUUUUUGAUGGACGAGAUCUGGGACAAAUCGUUGGAGCAGCAAGUUAUAAGUCGAGCUCAUCGAAUGGGUGCGGGUCAAGCCGUGGUGGUGGAGCAACUGUGGAUGCGAGGUAGUGUGGAGAGCCAAAUGUUGAGGCCUCGUGAAACAGACGAUCGGGUCCAACUGGAAGAAAAUUGUUCUGAAGUACUUGCUGCUCCAGCUCAAUUGAGAGUGCAUGAGGUCGUUUCGCCAGGGAGAUCGCCAAAGAAGUCUAGUACGAAAGUAGGAAAAAUGUUUGCUGCUUCAAGCAAAAAACGUAAGCGACAUCGAACAAACGGGAGUGACGCUCAAAAAGCUUCAAAAGGUAACAAGAAUACCGCACUUCAGCGCAAACUUGACUACGUGCUGAACAAUCUGCGCUUGCUGGGAGAAGACAUUGUCGCGGAGCCUGGUGAAGUGCGCUUUUACGUUGAGAACGAGCACAAGGAGGUGAUUCGACGAGCAAUUCACGUCAUGCCUAACCGAGGCACUCGUGCAAGCAGCAGCAAUUCGACAGUAUCUACGGAGCUACCGCCGACGCCUACAAUGGUAACUAUCCCAACAGUCCAGACUGCUGUGCGCCGACGGCGACAAGUAAGACGUGUGGUUAGAUUUAAAAACGAGACUUUGCCGAGCCCUUCUCCUCACAUUCCAGUUCCAAAGCGCUCUGCCCCGGCCGACAUUAUCGUGAUUGACAGUUCUUCUGAUGAAGAAAGCAAGGUAGCAUUUGCAGAGGAGGAGAAGCACAAAGGUAAGGAGGACACAAUGCUGAUGGAGAAGGAUCGACGACCUUGUACGAAGGACAGAAGUAUUAUUGCGAUUUUGAGCUCUAGCGACGAUGACGAUGAAGUCAAGCCACUGCCUCCAACGAGGAAAGGUGUACUGAAGACAGACGUGAAUGAUAAAGUAAGGAAAACGUGCAGGAUUAACCCGACGACCAAGGCGGCAUUUGUUGCCAUGAUUGACGACGACUACGAUGAUUCCGAUACGGAGUCGGAGUGA
Messenger RNA from Peronospora farinosa, 3963 nucleotides. NCBI's taxonomy places the organism in Eukaryota, Oomycota, Peronosporomycetes, Peronosporales, Peronosporaceae. The record is from the annotation of a GenBank genome assembly.